AUGGAUUUCUGGUCGCGCUUGUUAAGCCCCCUCUCCUCCGGGAGCUCUCGUCAGGACCAGGCAAAGGACCCUGCCAAGCGUCUUCAUCGCUUCGAGAAGGAAUAUGCCGGCUUGUUGUCCAUCUGGCGUAAAUCUACGAACCUGUCCCAAGACAUCGACGCCGCCGAAACCGUCGAGAUCAGGCUUCAAGAGCUGACCAACAUCCUCAGCGACGAGAGCCGACGCCCGCUGCCCCAUCCCUGCAUCCAGUAUGCCUCGAUCAAGCAGAUAUACGUGCCCAUCGGCAAGAUUGCCACCUCGUCCUACAAUGAGUGGAUCAUAAAGGAGGCCGUCCUCUUCUUUGCAACGCUCAUCGAGAGCGAGGAGGAGGCUUUUGUUGAAAACCACACCUUUUCCGCCAGCUUGACAAACCUGCUGGUGCGCAUUACAGGUGUCAACAGCGCUCGUCUCGGGCUGGAUACCGAGUCACGCGUCGUGGAGCUAGCUUUCAACAUCACCACCAAGAUCCGCCUGGACCCCGAGAUCCUUCCUGCUUGGUUUAAGACGCAGCAGGAUGUCAACCGUCCGAGUGACAGGGCCGCGAGUGUCCGGGACAAGUUCGCUGGCCGAACUAAGAGGGCUGACUUUCCACUCUUUUACAUCCUGAUGGACUACAUUCACCACGAGGGCAAGGUGGGCGACUUUGCGCGCACAGGUCUUUUAUACAUCAUCGAGGCUGCGUCGAGCUCCGAGUCCCUGGAGCAAUGGAUUGUCGAGAGUGAUUUGUCUACUCUCAUGGCCACCGGGUUGGGAGCUUUAUACAGUCAGCUAAGUCGGAAACUCGUCAUCGAUCACCUGCCGAACAACCUGCCGCCUAUCCUCGCCCUCUCCGACUAUCAACAUCCUACAUCCAACUACGAAAUUGUGAGCUCUUGCUCUAGCGAGUUUCAGUCCCACCUCGAGACCUUUUUGUCCCACCUUUUGUUUUGGCAGGACGUCUUGAAUCAUUGCAAAUCAGUCGAAGUCAAGUCGACACUGCUGGAGCACUUUCAGGUUAUUUUCUUACAGCAGCUUCUAUACCCAUCAUUGCUUGAGUCGUCCGAUAUAGACGGAGGCUCGUCUGUGGCAGUUUUGACCUACCUCCGCCGCAUCAUUGAAUCCCUGGAUCACCCCGACAUGAUCAACCUCAUUCUUCACUACCUUUUAGCCUUGCCCGAAACUGUUCCCUCGCAAGGCCCUCCCUCAGGGACUGCCAUAAGCGCUGCUCGCCAGCGAAAAUCCAUGGAUCUCGCUACCAUGAUGGCGGAAAAGCCCGACACAACUGCGACUCCACUCCUUUUCAACCUGGUGGAUCUUAUUCUUGCCUGUCUCCGAUCGCGCAACCAGCAGACCAUCUACGUGACUCUUCAGCUGGUAUCAGCCAUUGUUAAAAGGCACCAUCGAUAUGCAGUCCUCACCCUCCUCCGAACCGACAUGUUUCCCAAAAACAAUAUCAAUCGAACUGUGGGUGCUCACGAGCAAGAAAUUGAGUACUUGAUGGCCCUGGCAGAGAGCGUUGGCGGCCGAGACGACUUUAACGAGACGUACGAGAGCAUCUUGAAAGACACAAUGGCUCGGCUUGAGAGUCACCCGUGCUCUCUUAGACUUGUCGCCCCUAGGCUGUCACAGCACAACCACAAACUGCCUACCAUUCCAGACAGUCUUCCAGGCGCACCUAAAGACGUACGGGAGCACACUCUUCGUCAUGACGAUCUUUUACUCAACUCUAUUCUUGACUUGAUGGAGAACUUUUUCAUGAAUCCGGUGGAGACGAAUCUGUCAGUCACUGAUACUAUCGUGGACAUGGCGAUAUGCGGCUACAUGAGCAUCGAAGGGUGGCUAGCUCGGAGCCCCGGCAGCUACGUCUAUGUCGAGGACGAGCGGCAGUCAAAGUCUGAUGAAAAGAAGGAAACCAAAUCACAGCAGGAUGCAGAGGGCGAUGAAGAGACACAAACAGAAACGGGAGCAGAUGCCGAGACCGAGAUUGGUGAUCGGUCGCUGGCCGACGAGCUCGGAUCGCAAGACGAUGCUUACUCGGUUGGCGGCUUCUCUACAUUCUCAGACGACACAGAGGCGGAUCGUCUGGACUCGAUGGAAAAGUGCAGGCGUCGGCCAAAGUGGACUCAGGACUCUCUUCCUAGAAUCCUCAUCGUGCUCAAGCGUCUCUGCGACCAAGUGGAGGCGUUCAAGCAGACGGUGCCCCGGUUUGACGAGCUUCUCCAGCAGCGCCGGGAAGCCUUCCAGACUGCGGAUUCAAUCCUGGAUAACCCCCCGCCCCCUCCUGUUCUGAGGACCCCGCCGCCACGACCUAGCUCCAGCCUUGACGAAGUUAUCCGGUCUGUAUCUCCAUCGCGUCCAACUGGACUCGAGGGUUUCGCCCAACGGCUGCUUUCUGAGCUCGGAACGCCAAGCCGCUCUGUGACCCCUAGAGGACGCAAGAAUAGUACUCGAACAUCCGGUGCUUCUACACCCUUUAACGUGUCGGACCUGCUCUCUCCUAGCCCCAUGCCAAACACCUCCAAGCCACUGCCUGACCCCAACAGGAUUGCUCUUAGCCGGAGCCUAUCCCCUUCAAGUGCUCAGAGCGAAGCUGGUGGGCACCAACACCGAGGCAGUCGGCAGGGUUCAAUAGUCGUCCAGCCGGCGGAUUUCGCUGCCGUGGACCAAAGCAUCCUGGCCCGGAUGGUAACCUUGCCAGGCGAUCAUGUCAAGCCGAUACAGUUGGACUUGGAAGGGAAACCAACUCCCGAUGUUCCCGAGUCUUUAGUCUCGGGAGACGAGUUGUCUAGCUUGGACGGAUAUGACAGCAGUGCGGACCGAAGCGAGGUUGCCACUGAGCCAACCGUGGUGACGGAAACGACUGACAACGCCGAGCCAACAAGCCCGACGAAUGAGAACAUGGUGUCGGUAUCGCAUGUUAUUACCAAUGUGCUCAUCUACCAAGGGUUCCUGCUGGAGCUGGCUAGUUUGAUGCAAGUUCGCGCCGGGUUGUUCAACGAGGUGCGCUUUGUUUGA
This is a messenger RNA of Trichoderma harzianum CBS 226.95, 3033 nucleotides long. RefSeq lists its product as hypothetical. The transcript is spliced from 4 exons. The record is from RefSeq and is a predicted model, not a curated record. NCBI's taxonomy places the organism in Eukaryota, Fungi, Ascomycota, Sordariomycetes, Hypocreales, Hypocreaceae. The coding region runs from base 1 to 3033 and encodes 1010 amino acids.